CGUCAUCAGAUCUUGCGCGAGUUGAACGAGCGGAUCGUUUGUAAAUUACUAUGAAGAAUAAAGACAUUGCUAUACCUGCAGUGUUCUGUCUGAUGAAAGUGACGGGAUGUUGGAUGGCAAACACAAAAGAUGGAAAGACAAGGAGUCGUUGUGUCAAGAUGUUAACGGUCGUCUUGUUCUUUUUUGGGGUUUACACCGGUAUCACGGAUAUUUCUCACACUUUGGACGAUAUCGACAAUAUUCUUUAUAUGUGUAUCAAUCUUGCAUUUAUCACGAUGGGAUUAAUAAAAUUUACGAUAGUGUGCUAUUUCGAAGAUGAUAUUCUUGUGUAUGUGAGAUACGCCCAACGAAAUUUUUGGCAAGCGAAUUAUGAUGACAAUGAAGAAGUAGAAAUGGUGAAGGCGCGAAAUUUGUCCACCUUCUACCUCGGAAUAACCUAUAGUGCAUCGUUCGUUGUCGUUAGUAAUUAUGUACUAACACCAAUCCUUAGUAAGUAAAUGAAACUGAACGCAGAAAUUAUAAAUAUUUUACUGAAACAUUAAUACUUAGAAUAAAAAAAUUAUUAAAAAUUUAAUACUCUACAUAGAAUAAUGUUAUCA
Molecule: messenger RNA, 599 nt
Organism: Nomia melanderi (Alkali bee)
Lineage: Eukaryota; Metazoa; Arthropoda; Insecta; Hymenoptera; Halictidae
Source: RefSeq, a predicted model, not a curated record